This is a messenger RNA of Miscanthus lutarioriparius, 336 nucleotides long. Lineage: Eukaryota; Viridiplantae; Streptophyta; Magnoliopsida; Poales; Poaceae. The record is from the annotation of a GenBank genome assembly.
AUGGCGGCAGUGUGGAAGAAACCGGUGAACGGGAGCCCCAGGUCCGCCGCAGCACCGUCGCGGCGGCAAGCCUUAUUAGCAGCUUUGUUGCCCGGCGACGGCGAUCACGGGAGGACCCCGAGAGGCUACGUCCCCGUGGUGCUCGUCGGCGACGAUGAGGAGGGCAGCGAGGAGAGGAUCAUGGUGCACGUCGAGAUGCUCAAGGAGCCAUGCAUGGCGGCCGUUCUGGAGAUGGCCGCGCAGCAGUUCGGCUAUGCCCAACCAGGCGUGCUGAGGAUCCCAUGCGGCGUCGACCGGUUCCAACAGAUGGUCGGCGCGGCGUGCGAGGCUACAUAG